AUGGCAGGAUCUGGAGGUGGUGAGCUGCGAGCUCCGAUCUUCAAUGGUGAGAACUAUAAGUUCUGGAGCAUAAGGAUGAAAACCAUUUUCAAAUCUCAUGGGAUUUGGGAAUUGGUUGAGAAAGGAAUAGGAAGCUCAGAUUCGAAGGGAGCUGAUGAAUCUGAUGCAAAGCAGAAGGAAAAAGAGGAAUCGAGUGGUGCUGGGAAGAUGGCUCUAGCCGAGAUCCUGAUGAAAGAUGCUAAGGCCUUGGGGUUGAUUCAAGGAGCUGUAUCUGAAGAGAUCUUCCCUAGGAUUUCUCAUGAAGAAUCAUCUCAUGGAGCCUGGAAUAUUCUGAAGCAGGAAUUUCAUGGUGAUAAGCAGAAAAUGUUAAUUAGCCUGCUGCCUGUGUAUGAUCCAAUCUGUUCUGUAAUUGAACAUUCAAGGGAUCUAGAUGUAAUUGAGGUUCAAGAGGUGGUAGCCUCAUUGAAGAGCUUUGCUCAAAGAUUGGAAAGACAUCAUGAGAACAAGACUGAGAAGGCCUUUGCUAGUCUGAGUGUGGAUUCCAAAUCAGCUAAGGCCACUGGAAAUCAGAAUAACAAGCAGCAGAAGAAUUGGAAGGAUAAGGGGAAGAAGUGGGAUAAUAAACCUGCUGAUGGAACUAAAAAUCCUUGCAAACAUUGUGGGAAAUUGCAUUAUGGAGAAUGUAGAUUCAAGGGCAAACCGAAGUGCUAUAACUGUGACAAGCUUGGUCACAUUGCCAAAGACUGCUAUAGUAAGAAACCUGUGCAGCAGCAAAGCAACUGUCCAUGGAAGAGGUAUGGUACUUGGACAGUGGGUGUAGUAACCACAUGA
Molecule: messenger RNA, 831 nt
Organism: Prunus dulcis (almond)
Lineage: Eukaryota; Viridiplantae; Streptophyta; Magnoliopsida; Rosales; Rosaceae
Exons: 2
Coding region: 1-831 (276 amino acids)
Molecular function (GO): zinc ion binding; nucleic acid binding
Source: RefSeq, a predicted model, not a curated record